GAAGAAUAUCAAGGCUUCAUUGGCACUAUCAUGGCAAAAAUGGGCAAGUUUACAGUAGUUGAAACAGAAUCAUACCUGGUAGCAUAUGAAGACAUGCUAAAUCGAUUCAAGAAACCUUCACAACCAAUUCCUUUAGCCAAUUUAUCUCAAUCUUCUAUCCCUUCGGAUCAGAAUUUUCAAAGAAACUACAAUCCUUCUAGAGGCAGAGGAAGAGGAGGAAGAUUCAUGAGAGGUGGUAGAUUUACCAACUCAAGUUUGACCAGCAAUUUCAGUCACCUAAUGCAACAUUUUCAGCUCAAUCAUAUCACCAUCCAGCCCCUCCACCAUCCUUUCAUCAACCUAGGACAUUUUUGGCAGCACCACCGUCAUCAUCGUCAUCACCAUGUGACAGCUGAACCUAAUAACCUUCUUCAAGCUGCUGAGAAUCAGAUUGGGUCAGAUCAGUUGUAUAUAGGUAAUGGUCAAGCUUCACUACUCAACAUUAAAACUACUGAGGACAUUGUUGGUAUAGUAGAACCCUCUGAAUGGCUUGCAUUUGAUUGCUGCUGCUGCAAUGUGAAUUCCCUAUGCGCCUGUUUUUACAUUUCAAACGAGAACAUGUAACAAUGACUAGUACUAUAGUUUUAGCAAGAUGUGACAUCCAUUCCACAUUGAGAGCUUACCUCAGAAAAUCUUCCUGGUUGAAGGUGUUUUAUAUGUGUUAGGAUUGGCGGUUCCAGCCCAAAAGGCGCCUCUGAGUUGUUCAGAUAUGAAGGGUAUUGGCGGUUCCAGCCCAAAAGGCGCAUCUGAGUUACUGAGAUAUGAAGGUUAACUCACUGAUGG
This is a messenger RNA of Arachis ipaensis, 822 nucleotides long. NCBI's taxonomy places the organism in Eukaryota, Viridiplantae, Streptophyta, Magnoliopsida, Fabales, Fabaceae. The record is from RefSeq and is a predicted model, not a curated record.